This is a messenger RNA of Fulvia fulva, 2445 nucleotides long. RefSeq names its product Cystathionine beta-lyase. Gene Ontology annotation, biological process: 'de novo' L-methionine biosynthetic process; transsulfuration. The transcript is spliced from 5 exons. Lineage: Eukaryota; Fungi; Ascomycota; Dothideomycetes; Mycosphaerellales; Mycosphaerellaceae. Bases 1 to 2445 code for a protein of 814 amino acids. The record is from RefSeq and is a predicted model, not a curated record. Gene Ontology annotation, molecular function: pyridoxal phosphate binding. Gene Ontology annotation, cellular component: cytoplasm.
AUGCCUGAGAUCAUUGAUGACAAGUCGGAGCAUUGCAUUCCCUUCAUACUUGAGCGCUUGCAGGAACAUCGUCAGCAGUAUAAGAGCAAGGGCCAAACCCCACCACCGUUCUUCUUAGGACUGAACGGCGUGCAAGGUGCGGGCAAGACCACAUUGGUCGAGCAGCUAUGCAAAACACUUCGAUCUCCACCACAUAACCUACCGACUGUCGUACUAUCGAUCGAUGACUUGUACCUCCCACACGACAAGCAAGAGGCUUUAGCAAAGUCGCAUCCCGAUCACCCUCUCGUGCAGCACAGAGGCGUCCCUUCCACCCAUGAUGUCAAGACAGGAAUCGAAGUAUUCGAAGCAAUAGCGAAUCGAAAGCAGAACAUCAAGAUACCCAGCUAUGACAAGUCGCAAUACAACGGUGCAGGAGAUCGCAAGCCCGAGUCGCAAUGGGAGACCGUCAAUGUGACUGGCGAACGACCAAUAGAAAUGGUAGUCUUCGAAGGCUGGUGCGUCGGCUUCAGAGCACUGAGCGAUGAAGAAGUCGAAGGAAAAUGGCACGAAGCCAAAGCGGAAGCCGAGAAGGAUGGCAGCAUAUACCAAGGACGGCUGGGAAAGCUGCAGCUAGAGGAUGUCCUCUUCAUCAACAGCAAGCUGAGGGAGUACGACGCCUUGACAGAUCGGUUCGGGGCGUUUAUGCACAUUGAUGCCGAGGACACGCUAUAUGUGUACCACUGGCGUGAACAGCAGGAAGCUGCCAUGCGUGCAGAGAAAGGCACCGGUAUGAGCGAGGAGCAGGUGACCAAUUUCGUGAAUGGCUACUUCCCCUGCUAUGAGCUUUUCACGGAUGUAUUGCGCAGUGGUAUCUUUGCUGGAGAGCCUGGGAAGCAAGCUGGUGCUCUUGAUGUCUUCCAACUAGCCGUGUACCGGCGUCGGUCUUGCAGCACGCCAUUCUGCUGGAGAACUCGAUCUGGCCCCACAUUUAGGGCCAGUCAUCGGCACUGCUGCUCCGACAUGUUCCUCGAAAACAUUCCCCGUUCACAUCACCUUCAUCUUUACACCCACACCGACAAAGUCCCUCCCGCCUGGACUUUGCCCAUCAUUCUACCCAGUUCACCCGCAAUGUCCGCCAACGACAUUCCCAAUGGCAUUGGCAAGGCCAUAAAGCACCUUGACCUCGACGGCCACGACCUGCCACCCUCGCCUGCCCCAUCGAGCCCUUCCAACGGUCGCAAGUAUGCUCUCGCUACCGAGCUGGUCUACACUGAGAGCAACGACCAGUACAACUCGAGCAGCGUGCCCAUCUACCAGUCAGCCACGUUCAAGGGCGGCCCAGGACAAGAGUACGAUUACACUCGCAGUGGCAACCCCACGAGGACGCACCUCGAGAGACACCUUGCCAAGAUCAUGAGUGCCAACCGUGCCCUCGUCACAGGAUCGGGGAUGGGCGCCUUGGACGUCAUCACGCGAGUGCUCAAGCCUGGCGACGAGGUAGUCACGGGCGAUGAUCUGUAUGGCGGCACCAACAGACUGCUCACAUACUUGAAAGAGAAUGGCGGCAUCAUCGUACACCAUAUCGAUACCACGAAAUUGGGCGUCGUAAAGGCGACCGUUUCGGAGAAGACGGCCAUGGUUCUGCUGGAAACACCGACCAACCCUCUCAUCAAGAUUGUGGAUGUGGCAGGUAUUGCGACGAGUGCGCAUGACAUCAAUCCGAAGGCUAUUGUUGCGGUUGAUAACACCAUGCUUUCGCCCUACCUCUCCAACCCGCUCGAUCUUGGCGCGGACGUUGUCUACGAAUCUGGCACGAAAUACCUCAGCGGGCAUCACGAUGUCAUGGCCGGUGUGAUUGGUGUCAAUGACGUUGCCUUGGGCGAGAAGUUCUUCUUCAUGAUCAACUCCACUGGUUGUGGUCUCGCACCAUUCGACAGCUGGCUUCUGCUUCGUGGUAUCAAAACUCUUGCCAUUCGCAUGGAGAAGCAGCAAGCCAACACACAAGCUAUCGCCGAGUUCCUCGAGAACCACGGUUUCAAGGUCCGCUACCCCGGCUUGAAAUCCCACCCACAGUACAAGCUCCACUGGUCGCAAGCCCGUGGUGCAGGUGCUGUACUCUCUUUCGAGACCGGAUCUAUCAACCUGUCGGAACGCAUUGUGGAGUCAACUAAGCUCUUUGGCAUCUCUGUUUCCUUUGGCUGCGUCAACUCGCUCAUCUCCAUGCCUUGCCGCAUGAGUCACGCAAGCAUCGACCCAGCUGUCCGAAAGGAGCGAGCCAUGCCGGAGGAUAUCAUCAGACUAUGUAUUGGUAUUGAGGAUUUGGAUGAUCUGAAAGACGAUCUAUCUCAGGCGUUAGUUAGAGCGGGAGCAGUCAAGCUCACGGAAAAUGGAUUCACGGCGUGGUCUGAGCAGGAAACUGCUGGCGAGAGUGGUCGCACGACUCAAGUCGUGGACGAGCCUUGA